AUGUCAACGACAGAAAAAAGUAACGAGAAACGAUGUGAACGGGAUGGCAGAGAAAAAGUUGACAAAAUCCGGCGAUUUUUAGCGCAGUUCUGCGCUACAACCGUUGAGAAUUUGUUGUUGAUUGACAUGGGUCUGUGUCGUACGUUCCCAUUCAUCAUCAUAGCAGCUCUAACUGGAUUCCCGAACAAGCACAAUGUGGAUGAAACACUGUCACUUACUCCCAUCGAAGCGUCGUGGCUGGCAAGUUUUGGGUUCAUAUCCGAGCCGAUUGGAAGUCUACUGUCAGCACUGAUCACGGCCGAAAAGCUCAAGGAAUUGAAACGAAAGCAAACUCUUAAGCCUUUUUCCAUUGUGAUGGCGCUGUUUUGCAUCAGUGUAUUCUCCACAACAUUUUCAAUGUCAACGUACAUCGUACAGAUUCUAAAAGCAUACAAAAUACCAAUGGAACCAGAUGAAGCUGCUGCUGUUUUAAGCUAUGUGAAUAUCCUGGGCACUAUUUCUUUCUUGUGUCUAAUUCGAUUCACUGGCAGACGAUAUUUGUACUUAACGAUGCUGUCGGUAGUAUUCUUGAGCGCGGCCGUCAUUUGUGGCUAUGGUUUUAUGGUUCUGCCAAUCGGAUACAGCUCGUUCCCAGAUCUAUCGCCCAAUUUUCCACUGGAGAAUAGUGAUCUUGGAUACAUUCCUUUUGUGUGCAUAAUUUUAUCUAGUUUUUGCAAUUUCUGCGGCAUCGAUUCAAUGGGAUGGCAAAUGAUUUCGGAGGUUUUCCCGUACAAAACUCGCGGAAUAGCGACCGGAAUAACGGCAGCCUUGUACUAUGUGCUGCGUUUCAUUGGUGCGAAAACGUUCUACAGCUUAGAAACAACGUUGUCAAUGCCCGGAGUGGCUUUGUUCAAUUGCAUCAUCAUUGCCUUUGGAUUGAUUUUAAUGUACAAAAUUCUGCCAGAAACGGAAAAUCGAACGCUAGAAGACAUUGAAAUGCACUUUUCAGACAAUUCCAAGAAAUUGACCGAUCGAAAAAUUCCAAAAUUAGACUUAAGUCAAAUUGGAUCGGCGAAAAACAACAGCAAUAUGCCAACCAGACCAGUAUCGAUCAAAGGAAUUGAUGAACAGAACAAUAAGAAGAGUGGAAUUGGCUGUGAUAACCGAAGCUUUGUCGCUGACAGUUGAUUAUGGUUUUAUUUAUUGGAUUUUUUUU
Sitodiplosis mosellana (orange wheat blossom midge) is the source of this 1195-nucleotide messenger RNA. RefSeq names its product facilitated trehalose transporter Tret1-like. Gene Ontology annotation, biological process: transmembrane transport. Gene Ontology annotation, cellular component: membrane. NCBI's taxonomy places the organism in Eukaryota, Metazoa, Arthropoda, Insecta, Diptera, Cecidomyiidae. Gene Ontology annotation, molecular function: transmembrane transporter activity. The transcript has 5 exons. The record is from RefSeq and is a predicted model, not a curated record. The coding region runs from base 1 to 1167 and encodes 388 amino acids.